Messenger RNA from Cataglyphis hispanica, 1969 nucleotides. It is a transcript of the gene Mulk, whose product is annotated as acylglycerol kinase, mitochondrial. Gene Ontology annotation, molecular function: acylglycerol kinase activity; ATP-dependent diacylglycerol kinase activity; ceramide kinase activity. Bases 520 to 1830 code for a protein of 436 amino acids. The record is from RefSeq and is a predicted model, not a curated record. The transcript is spliced from 8 exons. Lineage: Eukaryota; Metazoa; Arthropoda; Insecta; Hymenoptera; Formicidae. Gene Ontology annotation, cellular component: mitochondrion; TIM22 mitochondrial import inner membrane insertion complex. Gene Ontology annotation, biological process: ceramide biosynthetic process; protein insertion into mitochondrial inner membrane.
GCUCGGUGUCACCGGCUUUAAUGAUAUCUUGUCGGUGUUAAUAGAAAAAAAUCUUAUUAAAAUAUAUCUCAGUUGUAUCAUACAAAAUCCUAAUAAUUAUUUUGAUGCAAAAUAUUCAAAAAUAUUUACAAAUUUAUAUAGAUGGUUGUGAUAAUUUUAUGAAAAGAAAGAAAAAGAAAAUUACAAUAAACCGUUAAAUACUAAAAAUGAAGUACUGACAAUCAGUAUUGAAAAUCUAUAGAAAUCUAUGUACAGUAUACGUGACGUAAAUUAUAGAUUUUCAGUAUUGGCGGAAUAUCAGAACGCAGCCGUAUAGUAAUGCUAAAGAAAACGACACGAAGAAAAUUCAAAAAUGUUUGAAAGUCAAAUGCAAUCUAAUUUUAUAUGUUUAUAGAAAAUAGAAAGAAAAAAAAAUAUAUAUAUAAAUAAAAUCAAUAUUACAUAAAACGUUUAUAAAAAAAUAAAAACAAAUCAAAACAAAAGUGAGAGCAGUAAAACUUUAAAUGGUUUAAAAUUUAAAUGACAAUGGCAAAGAUAUUAAAUUUAUUAAAGACGGUACGAAAUAAUUGGAAGAAGUCCGUGUUAGGAAUAGCAGCUUUCUCGUACGGAAUUUCGUAUGGCAAACAAACAUACGAUGUGGAACAAUUAAUGCGUCAGUAUUGUGAAGAUGUAGCGAGAUAUGGAGAUAUUUCUUGUCCCACAAAUGUCAGACCUCGUCAUGUAACUGUUAUUUUAAACCCAGCGGCUAAAAAAAGGAAGGCCAAAAAGUUAUUCGAGAAAUAUUGUGAGCCUCUAUUGCAUCUAGCUGGUAUUUCAAUAACUGUUGUUGAUAUACAAUCAGGAAGCCAUGCACGUAAUAUAAUAGCAAAUCUUGAAACUCCUACGGAUGCUAUUAUUGUAGCUGGAGGAGAUGGUACUUUGUCAGAUGUUACAACUGGUUUAAUGAGGAAAUAUGAGUAUAAUCUUCAAUCUGUCAGACAAUGUCCCAUUGGUGUUUUACCAUUGGGAAGCACAAAUACAAUUGCGAGCAUGUUUUAUCAAGGAUACAAAGAUUUAGCUGACAUACAUCACAUGAUUGAUGCAACAAUGGCAAUUAUCAAGAAUAAUCUCAAAACAAUAGAUGCUAUUGAAAUCAAACUGCUGGAAAACGAUCCAGAAAAUCCCAUAAAACCAAUUUAUGCUGUAGCAGGCAUAAAAUGGGGAGCUUGGAGCGAUACGCACGCACGUAUUGAUAAAUAUUGGUAUUGGGGCUCCUUGCGCAAGUAUGCAGCUUAUGUGUUCAGUGGUUACAAAUCAGAUUUAAAUUGGAAGUGCAAUGCAGUAAUGAAAUAUACCAAUCCUUGCAAAGGAUGUUCAUGUUGUUAUUCCAAAGAUUUGUCUUAUAAUCAAUCUACAAAUUUGAAUAAAAGAUGGUGGCAUGUAUUUCUACCAAAGAAGCAAACACUUAUUCCUGAUAAUCAUGUCGAUUAUAGCAAAGUAGUAAAUAAAGAUUGUGGCAUAUUAUAUGAGAUACCUAUUUCAACAACUGAACUAUGCAUAACAACAGAAAAUGUAAUGAAUCCAAUUCAAUCAAUGCCUUCAUUAAAGAUAGCUCUAGGUCCAGAGAAUGUUAGUUAUACCACAUUUGUUGAGAAAGGAUGGAAACAAGAAAUGAACAACGAAUUACCAGUAAAUGCAAUAUUAGAUGCUAAAGAUAUCGAAUUAUAUCCUGAAAUAAAAAAUAAUAAUCAAAUGUUCUACAUUGACCACGAGGAGUACGAGUUGAAGCCAAUUCAAAUUAAACUACUUCCACAAUCUAUAACAAUAUUUUGUCCCGAAUCGAAUAGAUAACAUAUGUAUCCAUACCCAUAAUUUAUAAAAAUGAUUCAAAGCUGUUUCGCAUUUAAUAUUCCAUAACAUACGUAAUAAUUUUUAAAUUAUUUAAAAACGAAAAAAAUAGAAAUAAUAAAACAUCUCGUUGAUUAAAGUA